This is a messenger RNA of Loxodonta africana (African savanna elephant), 678 nucleotides long. RefSeq lists its product as uncharacterized. The transcript has 2 exons. Bases 1 to 678 code for a protein of 225 amino acids. Lineage: Eukaryota; Metazoa; Chordata; Mammalia; Proboscidea; Elephantidae. The record is from RefSeq and is a predicted model, not a curated record.
AUGGUGUUGUGGCCCCAGGAGCUGUGGUGGCCCAGAAGAGCCGGAGCCUUCCCGGCCACGUUUUCCUCCGUGCGAGGCGCCGCGGUGAGCAAACUGGUUCGGGCGGUGGAGUGGGCGCCCCGGGCAGGCGGAGUCCCGCCCUUCGCGCCCGGCUCUCCUCGCCGUCGCCGAGCCUCCCCGGGGCCCGCCCCCGGCCCUCCUGCCCCCACCCCACCUGUCUCCCCUCACCCUAAUACGCCUCUCCCCCACCGUCCGUCUCCCCCCACCCUGGUACGUCUCUCCCCGCCCCAGCCCACCUCCCCCCGACUCACUCUGCGGCCUCCCCCACCCCCGUGGCCCGUCUCCCCGCCCACCCUAGCCGGCCUCUUCUCCCCAGGCUGUCUCCUCCCCACACCCGCCCCCGGCCCGCCUCCACCACCCCACCCCCACCCCCACCCCACCGCACCCUCCCUUACUCCCCCCACGCCUUCCACCCCCCCAGCCCGACGCCCCCCUCCACUGUGCGCUCUGCCUGUGCGGAGCGCGCUGGAGGGAGGGCCGUGGCGCGGCGGUGGCACCCAGAGACUCAGGGUGCGGGAAGGGCCCGGGAGGAGCCCGCCGCUGCCCCGGGCAGCACAGGGUCCCACCAGCUGCCGUUCUACCAGGGGAGGCAGAACUGCGUCUCAUCCACGAAAGUAG